GGCGACGCGCCGUGCAUGUUCGUCGAGAGAUGAUCGCGGGUGCCGCGCUGCAUCACCAUAGUUACACUUGUCUGGUUCCUCGUGUUUUUGGUCAUAAUCUUUGCCUUUCCGUCCGCACGUCGUCACACUCUCUCUCCGUUUUUCCAAAGCGAUUCAACGGCAGCAUGAACGAAACGACAGAACACGGAGGCCUUUGAACCACGUUGGAUGGCUUUAAUGGGGGAACGGUUCGGCAAUCGUCGCGCGUUUCACGAACGCAGAACGGACUCGACGAUCAUUCGCGUGUAUUAAACUAAAGGAAAUUAAUGCUACUCGCUGUUCUGUUUGUUGUGUUGUUCGUCUGCGUGGUGCGUGCGUGCGGCAAUACAUCGAACCUAACGCAUGUAAUACGUAUCGUUGUGCGGAUGUUUCGCGAAAAUGCGCACAACGGUUGAAUAGUGAUUGCGAACGUUAAGUGUGCGGAUGUAAUGCGUGUCGUUGAGUUUAGCAAAAAGAGUCGUGGUGUUUUGGUGCUCGGCGCGUAAACGUGAAGAUGAUAUUCGGUGUGAUUUGUUUACCACUUGCAUUCCUGAAGCGCAUAGCCGUUAUUAGCAGCGGUUCGGCCGUUGCUGCUGCUGCUAUUUCUACCUGCGUCCUAGCACAUCAACGGAAUGCCACCACAACAGGUGGAUAGAGAGGGAUGGUGUGGCGUGUGUGCGUAUAGAGUUCGGUUGAAAACUUUUUUGUGCGUGUAGGUUUUUACCCGCGCUCUGCGUGCCUUUUUAACUACAGUCGAAUCUGCAAGCAACGCAUUUAAAUCGAACAUACAGUUGCAACAAAUAUUCGUUUUUUUUAACGUAUCUGCUCAUAUUGUAUCCAUCAGAAAGUAUGCGUGCCCAAAUGCUUUCGUUUAUUGACUUUUUGGCGUCGCGUUGCCUGUUGCAUUAAUAACUUUUGGAAGCAAUCCAUUUGUUAAGCCCCAAAAUCCACUUCCUCAAUUAAAAAGAGAUGUCCACGCGACUGUAAAGUUUUUCACGUGUCACAGUUACAUUUUUCUCCUACAUUUACAUCGUAUGUAUAAUUAAUAAAAAAAAAAGAAGAAAAAAUGUCUUUAAAAUUGAACAGUGUUUACAUUGUGCCUGCGCAAAUGCUAAGUGAUAAAAACAAUCCUAAUAAUCAUCAUCGAACGGCCACGAAAACGAAAACGGUGGCCAUUGUUGCUCCGCAGAGAAGCAACAGCCUCGACUAUCUCAAUUUCGAAGAGAAAAGGCAGCUGAUUGCGUCCUCGUUAUCCCUCUCGGAUUUUCUUCGGGUCGGGGACGCCAAUAAAGAGAUCAAAGACGUCAAGGAAACUACCACUGUCACAACCCUCAUUGUCGCAAAGAAACAAAAUGGCACCGCAUUUAGGACUAAUAGUUUAGGUAGCUGCCCUCGAACGCCCCCUUUAGAACGAAAGAGUAAAUUUUCAGCACUAGGGAAAUUAUUUAAACCGUGGAAGUGGAAAAGGAAAAAGAAGUCGGACAAACUAGAAGCUGUUUCAAGAACCUUGGAACGAAAAAUUUCUGUUCGAGCCAAUCGGGACGAAUUAGUUCAAAAGGGAAUUCUUCUUCCAGAUAGUCCAAUUGCACCUAUAUCCGAGCCAAACAAACAGUUUCCGUCUUCGCCACUACCUCUUGCGCCUGCAGGAACCGAUAGUGUUCCCGGAGGUCAGACCCCUCAGGCGACGCCGUUAGGCGCGCCCCCUGCCUACCCGAGCUCUAUUCCGCCCCUGUCUUCUCACAAUGCCAUCCAGCAUGCCCUCUUGCAACAGCAACUUUUACAAAAUCCCCAGUUUGUCCAGGCAACCAAUGCGAAUGCCGAAAAGGCAAACAAUCAUCAAUAUCAAUUCACGGCCGUCAGUGGUAAGUCGAUUUUCUUUUUCCUUUCCAUUUUCAUUUCUUUUUUGUCGAAAGACAGAAAAGCCUUCGCUUUUUAUCGAAAGAUAAGGUUUCAAUUCAGAACCUCAAAACUCUCGAAUAAAUCCCUUGAAACAGUGGCGGUUCGUGAUGAAAUGAAUAACUUGUCUAUUCAUUUAAAAGUUAGUCAAUUCAAAUAUCAAUUUUUGAUAUACAUAAUAAACAGUUAUUGACUGCCCAAUUUUGGG
This is a messenger RNA of Agrilus planipennis (emerald ash borer), 2122 nucleotides long. RefSeq lists its product as uncharacterized. The record is from RefSeq and is a predicted model, not a curated record. The coding region runs from base 1085 to 2107 and encodes 340 amino acids. Gene Ontology annotation, biological process: actin cytoskeleton organization. Gene Ontology annotation, molecular function: actin binding. The transcript is spliced from 5 exons. NCBI's taxonomy places the organism in Eukaryota, Metazoa, Arthropoda, Insecta, Coleoptera, Buprestidae.